AUGGCGGGCUCAGACGACUGUCUACUCGCCCUUAAACGGGCGCUCUCAUCACCAUCCAGCGCCCCCGUCCUGACGACCUCGUCCGAUCUCUCUACAGAGCAAGCAACAGACGACAUCUCGAAGGCGACACAUCUCUACCUGACGGAGCCGAUACCGCAGUCCAUCCCGCUGUCUACCCCCACACGCUUCAUCUCUGCGGCGGCCAACCAGGCGAUCGACCUGCGAAGCAUCUACUUUGCCUGGCUGAAGAAAGAUGUUGCUAUUCCGGAAUACAUUGCGUCAGCGCAGGAGGUGAAUGAUGCGCUGGGCGGGUCGGCCAAGGUGUUGAAUCUGGUGUUUGUUGAAAAGGUGGAUUUGAUCAGUUGGCUUGAAGGAGCGUCGGAUGAGAGCGAGUAUAUCAAGCCCCUUGAAGGGAAGGAAGGGCCGGGAGAGGCAUUGGGAGAGUCUGCCGGUGCUGUCGGGACAGAGGGCGCGGUGAAGGAGGCGGACGUGUCUGGUGCCGCGGCGGCAAGUGUACCGAAGAGUGGUGCAGUCGGUGCAGGAGCUGGUAGGCCUGCAAAGGGUGUGGAUGCGCGGCUACAAGCUAUAUAUACUGGCGAGCGCAAGCUGGGAGACAGAAACACUGUUCUCCGAGGGAUCCGGCCCACGGACUUUUCACACAUACGCAAGACGGCAGAGCUCUUCCUGGGACGCAACCGGACCCGUCCACAAGGCAAUGCCAAAACAGGCGGCAAACCAAGCAUGAUGCCCACUCCCGGAGCAGGCAGCAUCCCCAAGAAACCACUAGACUCAAGUCCCUCCUCCUCCUCCCCUUCGUCCUCCUCCUCCCGCCGGCCCAACCCCAUCAUCCUCGUCUCACCUUCCGCCUCCUCCCUACUACGCAUGUCAAACAUCAAAACCUUCCUAUCCGAAGGCGUCUACAUCCCGCCCGACCACCCGUCCCUCUCGAAAUCCACAGGCUCCAACCUCCUCCACCUCUCUCGAACGCUCCAAACGAUCCCGGACCCGUCUCGCCCUGCGUCCACGCCCGCCGGCGCCCCGGGUGCAGCAGCCCGCAAACCAACGCUGUUCAUCCUGGUCGACAGCACCGCGGACUUCAAGCCCGAUUACUGGAACAGGGUGGUCGCGGUGUUCACGACCGGCCAGACAUGGCAGUUCAAAUCAUACAAGUGGUCGACGCCCCAGGACCUGUUCAAGCAUGCCACGGGCAUUCACGUGGGGUGGAGAGGGGAGGAGCCGCCGCGGGAGGUUAAAGGGUGGGGAAGGGGAGUGCGCAGCUUUGCCAUCGACAGAUGGGAUGAGAAGAGCGCCAAUGUCAACGGCGGUCCUGCCAGCGGAGCGAGAUGGAGAGAUCGAGGCGUGGUCGAGGGUAUCUGGUCUGCUAUCGAGGAAGGGAUGAAGGCUCGUGGAUGGGGAGCCUCCAAGUGA
Microsporum canis CBS 113480 is the source of this 1428-nucleotide messenger RNA. Its product is annotated as RNA polymerase II accessory factor. Gene Ontology annotation, biological process: positive regulation of transcription elongation by RNA polymerase II; transcription elongation by RNA polymerase II. The record is from RefSeq and is a predicted model, not a curated record. Gene Ontology annotation, molecular function: RNA polymerase II complex binding. Lineage: Eukaryota; Fungi; Ascomycota; Eurotiomycetes; Onygenales; Arthrodermataceae. The transcript has 2 exons. The coding region runs from base 1 to 1428 and encodes 475 amino acids. Gene Ontology annotation, cellular component: Cdc73/Paf1 complex.